GCAUGGCAGAUGUCGAGGUGACUGGGACACGUCGGAUAAGCAAUGCUGCUCGUCCGUCAUGUCGCCUUGCGGAACAAACAGUACGACCGCGAGGUCGUCCCGUAUCACAGGCGUAUCGCCUUGACGGUCGGAAAGAACGACCAUUAGUUCGUCUCCGAGCGCCUUCGCGCGAUCGUCGUGGCCCCCACUGCGCACGACAGACCUUCCGUCAGUCGCUGCGGCUCUGGGUGCGUUCAUGGCAGCACAGGGUACCCUGGACGGGCAGUUCUGCGCGUCCAGCGUAGCACCAUCGCCAGGUACCACCCGUAGGUUGUACCAGG
Messenger RNA from Fomitopsis serialis, 320 nucleotides. RefSeq lists its product as uncharacterized. The record is from RefSeq and is a predicted model, not a curated record. The annotation marks the transcript as partial. The transcript has 2 exons. NCBI's taxonomy places the organism in Eukaryota, Fungi, Basidiomycota, Agaricomycetes, Polyporales, Fomitopsidaceae.